This is a messenger RNA of Penicillium lagena, 3093 nucleotides long. It is a transcript of the gene canA, whose product is annotated as putative cullin binding protein CanA. The coding region runs from base 1 to 3093 and encodes 1030 amino acids. NCBI's taxonomy places the organism in Eukaryota, Fungi, Ascomycota, Eurotiomycetes, Eurotiales, Aspergillaceae. Gene Ontology annotation, biological process: SCF complex assembly; protein ubiquitination. The record is from RefSeq and is a predicted model, not a curated record. Gene Ontology annotation, cellular component: nucleus. The transcript is spliced from 3 exons.
AUGUCCGUCUACGAGCACGAUGAGGAUCAUGAUCCGCAGGCGGACGAGCUCCGUGAGACCGCCCUGGUCACGUUGGAGGCCCUGAUCAGCUCGUGCAAUCAGCAGAUGCAGCCGUACCUGGCCAACACCACCCGAGCUGCUCUUCGAUUCCUCAAGUACGAUCCCAAUGUGGCUGAAAUGGAGGAUGACGAGGAAAUGGGAGGCACCCAGGACGACGGCAGCGACGAAGAGCCCGACCUGGACGACGACGACUUCGAGGACUUUGAAGAAGAGGGUGGCUACAGCGACAUCGAUGACAUGAGCUGGAAAGUACGGCGGUGUGCGGCCAAGCUGCUCUACACCCUCAUCUCCACGUACGGCCGCAGUCGUGCCCUGGAUGACGCGUCCCUCUACCAACAGAUCGCCCCGGCCUUGAUCUCGCGCAUCAGCAAGGAGAGGGAGGAGAGCGUGAAGCUAGAAAUCGUCUCAACGUUGACCGCUUUGGUGCGGAAGACCAGUGAGGGAUCGGUGGUUCUCACGUCGAACGGCUUCCUGGAGGUAGUCGGGGGAUCGAAAAACUCGCGCAAGAGACGACGCCAGGACAGCGACGCAAGCAUGAUUGACUUUGAGCCGGGCGUGGGUACAUCGUCGGCUAUCAGCUCUCCCGUCGUCCCCUCGUCUCCCAAGUCGGGUCCACAGGCUGAUUUGGCCCGUUCGGUUCCCUUGAUCGUCCAGAGUCUGGUGAAAAUGUGGAAGCAAGCCUCGGUGCCCCUGCGUCAAGCGGCAAUCGUUCUCUUGAAGAGCCUGGCACUGGUUCGUUAUGGAGGUCUUGCGGAUCACCUCCAGCAGAUCGAAGACCUCAUCGCCGAUGCGCUCAAAACCUCGCUCUCGGGAAGCUCGACGGCUCACGCCGGGGCGGCGGUGAGCGCAAGCACCCUCCAGAUUGAGACUCUGGGUCUCAUAGCUGCCAUUGCCGAAACUCACGUCUCCGACGCCCUUCUGCCAUUCCUGAUCGCCUUGGUUCCCGGCAUCAUCGGGGCGGUGAACGACCGAAACUACAAAGUGAGCAGUGAAGCUCUUGGUGCGAUCGAGCAGAUUGUCAAGGCUCUCACCCCGCCACGUGUUUCUACCAACGCCCGUGAUAUUGCGAUGCAGCUGGAAAAACUCUACGAGGUUGUUCAUACUAGAAUUAGUGACACGAGUGCCGAUCUGGAGGUUCGCCAGCGUGCCAUUCACGUGUUUGGCAUUAUUUUGGCACGGACUUCUGGAGAGCAUGGAUCUGAUUUCCUGUCGCACAAGAAGAGAUCAGCCGGUUUGACGGUUCUGGUGGACCGAGUGAAGAACGAAACCACGCGCCUAUCGGCCGUCCGCGCCAUCGAUGAUGUUAUCGUUCUUUCCAGCCGAAACGAGGACGUGCCUAGUGACUGGGUGAAUGAAGUGACGCUUGAGCUUGCGUCCAAUCUUCGAAAGUCAGACCGUGCGUUGAGAGGCGCUUGUCUGGAGGCCCUCCGCAGUCUGUCAAUGAACUCCAACUCCCUUUCUCAACUCCAACCCAACACCAUGAAGACUCUGGAAGAUGCUCUUCUGCCGCUGCUCGCGGCCCAUGAUUUCCACCUCCUCACCCCUUCAUUGAUUAUCGUGGCCAAGAUUAUCCCCGGAAAUGCAGCUUUGUUAGUCAACGAAUCCCUGAUCACCUCGAUCUGCUCGAUUGUCAAGCAGCCACUCAUCGGUACUGUGCUUAAGGCCUUACUGCUGCUCGUGAAGGUGAUCGGGGAUGAGGGCGCUGGUACACAGCUGAUGCAAAGUCUUCUGCAAAACGUCGGCAUUACAGGCGACUCCUCUGUCGUGGGGCGAGCCGUUGGCACCCUGCUUGUGCAUGGUGGGACUAAUCUUGGUGUUACCAUGGACGACUUCAAGGUCGAGCUGGAGACUGCGCAAGAUGACAGCCGCAAGUGUCUUGCACUCGCUAUUCUCGGAGAGAUUGGUUUACGAAUGGGCUCGGAGUGCACGUUGAGUCCAGACUUGUUCAUCAACCAUUUCUCCUCGCCGAGGGAUCAAGUUCGAUUGGCGGCCGCCACUGCACUGGGUAAUGCUGCCGCAGGCAACGUUAAGGCGUAUCUGCCGAUCAUUCUGAAUGGCCUGAGUAAGUCGAACUCGCAGAGCUACCUGUUGCUGCAUUCGGUCCGCGAGCUUCUUCAGCACCCAGAGAUCGUGCGACCAGAUUUGGCGCCCUCCGCCACCAAAUUGUGGCAGGCCCUCCUCAUCGUCUCCGAAGAGGAGGAUAACCGCGCGGUGGGUGCUGAAUGUAUUGGUCGACUUGCGCUCAUUGAUCCUGCCGCUUAUAUUCCCCUCUUCCAAAAUCACCUUUCGAGCCCCGACCCCGCUAUCCGUGGUGUUGUUAUCUCUGCCUUCCGCUACACGCUGGCCGAUUCGAGCAAUGCAUUCAAUGCCGUCCUCCGGCCGUUGAUGGUGCCGCUCCUGACCAAUAUGCUCAGCGAUACCAAUCUGGGCAAUCAUCGACUUGCAUUGACCACUCUUAACUCCGCCAUCCACAACAAGAUGAACCUGCUUGCCCCGCACCUUGGCGAGCUUCUACCAGCUGUUUUCGGUGACACGAGGAUCAAGCCAGAGCUUAUUCGGGAGGUGCAAAUGGGUCCCUUCAAGCACAAGGUGGAUGAUGGCCUGGAUUUGCGAAAGAGCGCCUACGAAACCCUCUACGCAUCACUGGACACAUCCUUCUCCCAUGCUCACAUGUCGGAGCUGUUCGAUCGGGUCAUCGCCGGAAUCGACGAUGAGCAGGAUAUUCGCGCCGUCAGCAAUCUGAUGACCUCCAAGCUCAUCGCAUUGGCACCCGAGGAGACCGAGCGACAUUUGGAUGCUCUGUCGGAGCGCUAUAUGACCGUCCUGUCGUUCAAGCCGAAAGAUAACGCGGUCAAGCAAGAGCUGGAGAAGGCGCAGGAGGCGUCAAUGGGUAUUCUCAAGAUCACUAAAGAAUUGAGCAAGGCAUACCCCAGCGCGGAGACAACCGGAGAGCUACACAAAUGGAAAGGGUAUAUGGAGUGGGUGCGCAAGACGUUCUCGGUGCAGCUGGCGACUCUAGAGACGGAUUUCUAG